Molecule: messenger RNA, 393 nt
Organism: Capsicum annuum
Lineage: Eukaryota; Viridiplantae; Streptophyta; Magnoliopsida; Solanales; Solanaceae
Product: translation initiation factor IF-2-like
Exons: 1
Source: RefSeq, a predicted model, not a curated record
AGCGGCGGGUGGCGGCUGGGGACCGGGCGGCGGCUGGCUGGGGACAGGGUGGCGGCUGGGGGGAGGGCUGGUGUACCCCUUCGGGGGGGUACGGGCAGGACAGGUAAGGGUGGGGUGGGGGUCUGCACAACCGGGGGGGGGGGGGGACCGGCUUGGAAUCGGAGGUCGGCGCCGGAGGGUGGCGGGGAGCGGCGACGGGGUCGGUGCCGCGGACCGGAGUUCGGUGCCGGCGGUGGAGUCGAGUCGGCGCCGGGGACCGGGGACCGGUGCGGGAGAGAGGGAGAGAGGGUCGGCGCCGGAGGUCGGCAUCGGAGCCGGAGGUCGGGCCCGGAGGUUGGGUCGGGUCGGCACCGACGGUUGACGACGGCGACGGGGGCCGGUGACCGGAGCUAG